AUGGCGUCCUCAUCCACACCCGAAGAGACUAGCUACGUCAAGAUGGACGAAACCAAAGACGGCUUUGACGAGACCCUCGUAGGCAAGCACUGCGAGUAUGAAUACUGCAAUCAACUCGAUUUCCUCCCCUUCUUCUGCCAAAGCUGCAAAAAGACGUUUUGCCUCGACCACCGAUCCGAAACUACACACAAGUGCGCCAACGCUGGCGCCUGGGCCGAACGCCGGCGACAGGCAGAGCUCGCGAAACCUUCCUAUGGCCAAGGUCGCCAAUUACGCGACACCGUCACCCAGAAGCCUUGUGCAUCACCGACCUGCAAGACCACCAUCGGCACCUCGCUAGUGACUGGCGUCCACUGCCCGGGCUGCAAUCGCGACUACUGUCUCAAGCACCGGCUGAAGGAAGACCACGACUGCAAAAACCUCGUCCCGCUUGGUGCUCGGCCAGGAUCACAGAUCGACGUCGCAGCGCGGACAAAGAGCGCAUUCGACAAACUAAAGGCCUGGGGGACCGCGAAGAAGGAACAAGCUGGUCGGGCGCUACCGAAACCGAAACCCACAUCCGCGUCUGCGCGUCUGAUAGCCGUAAACAACCUCAAGAAAACGGCAAAGGGCGACGACAAGCUGGCGCAGGAGAAGAGAGUCUACCUAUACGUCGAAGCAGAAGCGGCAACCGCUAAGGCCAAGUUCCCCAAGGGCGAGUUCUUCUUCUCCAAGGACUGGGUUGUUGGAAGGGUGCUGGACGAAGCCGCGAAACGGUUACAGGUGGAGAACCUCAACAACCGAUCGUCGGACGAGCGAGACAAGCUACGGGUGUUUCACGUGGAGGGAGGACGACUUCUGGAGUUCAACGAGAAAGUCGGGGCUUCACUGGUCAGCGGCAAUACCGUCGUCCUGCUUCGCGGCGUUGGGCCGCCGCCUGACCUCAUGGAGGUUUAG
This is a messenger RNA of Colletotrichum orchidophilum, 936 nucleotides long. RefSeq names its product AN1-like Zinc finger. Gene Ontology annotation, cellular component: cytoplasm. Gene Ontology annotation, molecular function: zinc ion binding. NCBI's taxonomy places the organism in Eukaryota, Fungi, Ascomycota, Sordariomycetes, Glomerellales, Glomerellaceae. The record is from RefSeq and is a predicted model, not a curated record. The transcript has a single exon. The coding region runs from base 1 to 936 and encodes 311 amino acids.